This is a messenger RNA of Chara braunii, 2242 nucleotides long. The record is from the annotation of a GenBank genome assembly. Lineage: Eukaryota; Viridiplantae; Streptophyta; Charophyceae; Charales; Characeae.
ACGGACAACUCAGUUGUCCAGGCUUUCCUCACGAAGCCUAAGCUUUCCCCUCGACAGGCACGCUGGUGGCGUGACUUAUCCGAGUUCAGUUUCACCACUCAGCCCAUCAUGGGUGAAACGAACCGCGUCGCCGAUGCCUUGUCCCGCCGUCCUGAUCACAAUCAGGAACCCAUCCAUCUUGCUGCCAUCUCCAUCAUCAGUGUUGAUCAGUCGGUGAUCGACGCGUAUCGCACUCGGUAUCGCCACUGCCCCGAUUAUCGCGUCAUCCACACGACACUGCGGAGUGGCAAAACCGUUCCUUCCUACUCCCUCGGGGAGAACGGCCUCGUGUACUGGCAUGGCAGAUCUGGUCAGCUAGAACCACGUAUCUACGUUCCCUCCACCGGACAGCUCCGCGUCCAGGCUGUAGCAGAGUUCCAUGACCAGGCAGCUGCCGGUCAUAUGGGUUUCCACAAGACGUUGGCUCGUGUUUGCCGCCUAUACGUCUGGCCGAAGUCCAAGGACUCUGUUAAAGCCUACAUCCAGGAGUGUCCUACCUGCCAGGAGGUGAAUAGUGCGAACAGCCUUCCGUAUGGGUUACUUCAGCCCCUACCCAUACCUGAAGGUCGUUGGCAGUCUAUCUCGAUGGAUUUCAUUGGUCCCCUCCGCCCACCCACUCAGCGCGGUCAUGAUGCUAUCUUGGUCGUCGUCGAUCGCUUCACGAAGCGUGCACGUUUUGUUCCGUGCCGCUAUCGCAUUAGCGCUCGUGAGGUCGCCGACAUCGUCUUCGACCGAGUCGUGAGAGAUCACGGCUUACUUCAGAGCAUCAUCUCCGACCGUGACCCGCGCUUUACCAGCACAUUCUGGCGACGCCUACACGAGGUGUACGGAUCCCAAUUCCGCUUCUCAUCGUCUUACCACCCUCAGACGGAUGGUCAGACUGAGGUCACCAACAAAACUCUCGGUAAUAUCCUCCGAAAGUUUGUUAGGGAUGACCAGCAGUGGGACUUACACUUAGCCCACUCGGAGAUUGCGUACAACCACGCUGUUUCGCCAGCCAUGGGGAUGUCGCCAUUCUAUUGCGACCUCGGCUACCACCCUCGCGUACCUGCGGAUUUCCUACGACCAUCRCRGUUGCGYCCAGACACUCGUUGCCCUGCGCUUGACGACUGGAUCGCCCACAUGGCGGCGAUUAUGAAGCGCGCACACGAGAGUUUAGCCGAYUCCCAGACUCGCAUGGCCGCACGAGCGAACCGAUCACGAAUGGAUCAUCCAUUCAAAGUCGGUGACGAUGUGUUCGUCGACGCACGCCACUUACAGCUCGAAGCAGAUAUGCUUCGCAAGUUCAGGCGUCGUUUCUUCGAUCCAUGCCGCAUCCUUCAGGCCGUCGGCUCUGAUACUGCCGCUAGUCCGGUCAGCUUCCGUGUGAAGCUACCUGAUUACCUUCGACAGGCUCGCGUACACGAUGUUUACCACGUCUCCUUGCUGCGUCCUUAUCGCAGACCGUCCAAGCGCUUCGCCGGACGCCCUUAUGAGCUCCCUCCACCUAUCAUGGUGGACGGUCACGAGGAGUUCGUUGUUUCCGACAUCGUAUCACGCCGAUUAUCGACGAUACCCCUCCACGCAUCGAGUACCUUGUGCGUUGGAAGGGCUACCCUGAUGAGGAGGCUACUUGGGAGCCCCUCGAGCACUUGCAGCACGCCAGGAUGUUGGUGCGUGCAUAUGAUCGUGCUCGUCGUGCUGGGACAUCUGCUUCUACUCAGCCGACUGACCCUCUUCCUCCUCCUCCGGCUGAGGAGAUCGCUGAGGAUGAGCCCGCUCCCUCUGAGGCCGCUCCUCAGCCGCAGAUGGUCGCCUCCGAGCGUCCACAGCGCACUCAUCGUCGCCCUUCACGUUACGAUGACUAACACUCUUAUCCUCCAUCUUUCCCCACUGACUCACACCAUCAGGUACUCCAUCAUCAGCUCUUCUUCAGGAUGUCAGCGUUUUGCGGCUCUGCUUCAACAUCGACUCGACUGCUACUUCAUCGACGUCAUCGACCGAUUCGACGACUUCAGCUACCUUAUCGGCUUCAGCUACUUUGGACGUGACUACUUCAUGCCACCACCCUACCCUGUACAUUCCCUUGCAUCUGUCGCAUGAUGGUUCUCACUUAGUUAGGUCUCUUUGAGUUGGGCUCUCCCUUGGUAUCGCAUAGGCAUUGGGACCGUAGCGUUAUCUUGGCUUCCCUGCUCCCAGAUCUAGCUCCUUCCUCCCCCAGUCG